GCAAGCUUUACCUUAUCAUCCAAGUGAGCAAACGAAUGAUUCACAAAUGCCCAAACGCCACUCUCACACACGUAAAUAUAUAUACGUCCUCUAGAUUUAUUCCCCCAAGCUACUCUCCUACGCAACUUCCACACUCGCCAACAAAUAGACCCUCCUGCUUCUGUUUCUUCUUCUUCUUCUUGACCUCUAGUUUUUAAUUGCUGUUGGUCGUAUCAUAUACACAUACAUACCUACAGAGAGACUAGACUAGCAUGGCUUCGGAUGAGAGCAUGACCGUCCGAUCUUGUAUUUCUUCUGUGCAGGAAGAGGAGUUUGAUCAUGAGGAUGAUAUAGAGGGCGGGGAUUUCUAUCAACCCCACCAGUACCAGUGCCAGUGCCAAUUCCAUCCUCACAAUAAGUACUUCUCCAGGCUUUCCGUGUGCACCACCACUCCAACUGAUGAUCCCGAAGAACAAGCUGCUGGAACAAACCCAAACCAUGAAGAUGAUCCCCAAGAUCACAAUGUCAUGGGGAUGUACCACAUGAUGUCGGGGUUGUCCAUAGAAAACUUUGAUGGUGACGACGGCGACGUCGAGGAUGAGUUGUCCGACAGCCGAUUCAAACCAACCAAGAAAGGAGGACUGGAUCAUCAUCAUGAUCACAUGGGCCUCGUUAGAACGUCUGACUCCGAUGAAGAAUCAGGCGGUGGCUGUUACUCUCUUCCGGCGACGCCACCCCGCCGGAUGAGACCUUCAGGGUCAGCUGGGAGGAAUCACCGGCGGCGGCGUAGUGGAGAUGCAGGCAAAGAGUGUGUGAGCGAGAACGAGGCGGCCGCUGAUCGUUCAAGGCGGAGGAGAAAGAGAACGGUCACGAGGGAGACGUUGCUGCGUGACACAAAUAAGUUUCGAGAGGAGGAGACGAUAUUGAUGAUGGAGAUGCAGGACAAUCCGGCUCAUGAGAGAAGUCAGAGAGUAGCAGCAGUAGUAGGAGAUGAUGAUAUUAUUGAUGAAGAUGAUGAUGAGCAUAAUUCAAAGUGCAGCAGCACAGGAGGAGAGAGUCAGAGUGAGUCAUCCUCAGUACUGCCGAUGGUGGUGAGGCCGAACGGGGGGAAGAGGUCGCUGCGAAUGGAUUUGGAGGAAGUCAAGGCUUGUAGAGAGCUUGGAUUUGAGUUGGAGACGCCAUUACCAUUGCCAUUACCAUUGCCGUUGCAUACUCCUACCGUACCUAAUAAUCUCUCCGCCGACACUGCCAGUACCGCCACCACUAGCGGCGGCAAUUCCCCGGUUCAUUGGCGCAUCUCCAGCCCAGGUGACGAUCCCCGGGAUGUCAAGGCUCGCCUAAAGGUUUGGGCACAGGCGGUGGCGCUCGCAUCAGCAUCUCGCCAGGCCAGUUGACAUAUAUGGGCUUUUUUUGAUAAAUAUUUUAUUUUCUAAUAGUACCAAGAUCUGUUUGUUUUCAUGUAAUGUACUCUAUGAUUUGAGGGUGACUGGGUUUGGCCUGUACGGGAUCUUGGAGAAGGGAAGGCAAAUCAGCUUCACCCAAUUUUCUUUGGCCGAGACUUGUCAUUGAUUUUUCUUCUUCUACAUGUAAAUACAACAUAAACAAUACCAUAAAGGACAGGACUGGAGUUUUAAAC
Morus notabilis is the source of this 1615-nucleotide messenger RNA. RefSeq lists its product as uncharacterized. Lineage: Eukaryota; Viridiplantae; Streptophyta; Magnoliopsida; Rosales; Moraceae. The transcript is spliced from 2 exons. Bases 252 to 1373 code for a protein of 373 amino acids. The record is from RefSeq and is a predicted model, not a curated record.